Messenger RNA from Penicillium griseofulvum, 1410 nucleotides. RefSeq names its product putative cyclin-dependent protein kinase complex component. The transcript has 2 exons. Gene Ontology annotation, molecular function: protein kinase binding; cyclin-dependent protein serine/threonine kinase regulator activity. Gene Ontology annotation, biological process: regulation of cyclin-dependent protein serine/threonine kinase activity. The coding region runs from base 1 to 1410 and encodes 469 amino acids. The record is from RefSeq and is a predicted model, not a curated record. NCBI's taxonomy places the organism in Eukaryota, Fungi, Ascomycota, Eurotiomycetes, Eurotiales, Aspergillaceae. Gene Ontology annotation, cellular component: cyclin-dependent protein kinase holoenzyme complex; nucleus.
AUGGGCUCCGUCGUCCUCAACGUGCCCUCAGAUAACAUGUUGGGAGGCGCAAUCAAUUCGGAUUCCUAUUCUCGUUCUAUGGACUCGACUUCCUCAAACACCCCCACCUCUGCCCCACCGUCUGUAGGCUCUGCUCUUCCUGUGCAUGCGAAUGAUGUACCGGCUUACAUCAACUACACACCUUCACAAGCUUCUCGCGCCUCUUCCGAUACUCCUACUUUUACCCCACGACCACCUUCAAUGACGUCUCACCCUUCCUUUCCUCCCGACUCACGUACCCCACCAACACAGACCGGCUACUCUAAUCAGUCGGCGCCGGACUCACCGCGUCUCCAACCCACAUACCAGUCCAUGCAGUCCGUGCCAGGCUCGGAAGCCAAUUCACCGAGCCGCAUUCGUGUCCAAAGUUUAUCUCAUAUCCAAAGUCUCGCUAAUGAGGACUUCAUCGGACCGAGCUCACACACUCCCGGAACUGGGUCGCAACGACAAUAUGAGAUUAGCUCCAUGCCGGUCACGGAGAUCAUCGAGAUGGUUGCUGGGCUUUUAACUAAGAUCACGACUACAAACGAUAUGCAUCAUGAACAUGUACAUCGCCACAUCCCCCCGCCCGAAGGCACAUCCAACCUUAGCCCGCAAGCCACCAGCGUCCUCGCCUUCCAUGGCAAGAAUGUCCCGACCAUAACAAUCUUGAGUUAUUUAACUCGCAUCCACAAAUAUUGUCCCACAACAUACGAGGUCUUUCUAAGCUUGUUGGUCUACUUUGACCGCAUGACUGAGCUGGUCAACCGCGAUCAGCUGGAAAACCUACACCAGCGUUGGGAUUCUGCCACGGGAUCUGAAGCUUCGUCCGACUCUACUGAAUCCCCAGCCCGCCACAUGCAGGAUUCUCUAAUGGCCACACCACCCCACUCAACAGGCUUCAUUGCGCAGGACUCGCAAGGAUCGAAUGCUUCAAAUUCGCCCGGCCUUUCGUCUCAGUCGGAUGCCGAGGCACUUUCACAUUUCUUCGUUGUUGAUAGCUUUAAUAUCCAUCGACUGGUCAUCGCUGCCGUGACCUGUGCGAGCAAGUUCUUCUCUGAUGUUUUCUACACCAAUUCACGUUAUGCAAAGGUUGGCGGACUUCCACUGGUGGAGCUCAACCACUUGGAACUACAAUUCCUCCUUCUAAAUGACUUCCGACUCGCCAUUACCGUCGAAGAACUCGAGUCAUAUGGGACAAUGCUCGUGGAGUUCUACGCACGAGAGGUUGUGACACAGCAACAGCAACAUCAUAACAGAACCCUUCCUCGAGAGAUCGCUCCCCCGGCGACCGACGCAUACUCCGAUGCCAUGUACAUGCGAUCCCGCGAUAAGCCCCGCGAUAAGCCCCGCGGCCAUGCAGAGUUCGGACAAACUCCCACACCACCGUAG